AUUUGUUGGAUCGCAUCAGCAGUCACGCCAUCUCACCACUGUACCCCUCCGCGGAAAUCGCUUUCAGUGGUACGCAAGCAGCUUCGCGUUCCGCUCCGCUCCAUACGCCGAAGAUCGCCAGAAGCACGCAGCCAAAGCCACAGGAUUGGACGCGGUCUCUCCAGGCUCGUGUAACCGAGGCGCCGUGGAUCUAAUCUUAUCAAUCUCCCCCACCCACUACUGCCACCAUCAGUUGACCAAGGUCUCGUGCCACACACAGCGUCCGCCAUCAAUUACCCAAUACUCGAACCACCUCUCGGAGCCGGCUCUCUCCGGAAAACCCCUCAUUUACCUACUAUCGGCUCUGCAUAAAUACUGUCGCCCACCUUGCCGCUGCUAUCCACACCCGAGCUUGCAGCCCGUCAUCUGCAUCCUCGACACGAAACGGUUCGCUGUCGGACGCUGCUGGAGGACGACGUCAUCAUGAAGCCCGCUUCCGCUAUCGCAUGGUUCUCCGGGACUGCUUGCGCAACACAAACCCCGCUUGCGCUAUUCGAAAACCCUGCCGCGGCGUCUCGAAUCCCGACCAGCUAUGAAUCCGCCGUCAUGGGCCGUCGGAUACUUGCUCUGACCAAGCUGGCCACGUUCUCGACUGUCUUCCCCGACACGCACUCGCGCGGCUCCGACCAUGAACAAGUUCCGAACCCCCUCGAGAACCGACCCGCGGGACUGGAAGGCGUUCCCAUCGGUCUCAUGGACUAUAUUGCGGACUGCGAGGACGAUGGUAAUCCGACGAUCUUGGCCAUCAAGAUCGGUACCAGCUUCAAGAAUGCUCGCGCUGGGUCCAACGUCACGGUGUCCAUGAGGUGGACGCCGCCAUAUCCCCCGGCGAAGCGUAUUUCUUUCAUUUCUCGACUGUCGGCGUUCAUCCCCUUCUUUGGCCCCGACUGCCCGUACAACACGGCCCCGGAGCACCCGGACGUGCCAGACACGGUUCCAUAUUCGGCUGCGAACCUACCCCGCUUCUCCCUGCUGGGUUACUUGGAGAACAUUGACGCGGACGACUCUAAGGCGACUGAUCUAGCCGUAUGCUACACCAAGAAGCACCGCGAUGCCAGGUAUUGGCUGCCGGGCAAUCGGAUACACACGAGCGAGUGGAUGCGGCUCGUGGUGACGAGCGUGUAUUGGAUCGGCGGGUUCGGCGACAGAGCGUAUAUUGGCUGGAUCCCUCUUCAAGAGUGGCAGAACGUGACUCGCAAGGAGUGGGAGUCGAUCCAGCUCCCAGGUGAGAAGAAGGGUUGGAGCGAAUGGAGCGUCGACCCGCUUGGCGAGCUGUGAGAAGUCGUGCCAAGAGGCCACCGGAUACGAAUCAUUUGAGAUGCGUGAUGAAUUGUUUUGAUAGCAUUGUGGCAGCAUCAUGAAUAGCAGCUUGCUUUGGACCCGUCUUGGAGGCUGCAAACUUGCCACUCCUUCAUCCUAGGUCUCACGUGGAUCGUGCGUUGGGCGGUCAGUAGGGGGAGCACUCGCCGUGACGGCAUGCUGCUGCUGACUGGAAGACUAUGCGGACUAAAUCUGCAACCUCUCGCGUGGACCGUUGAGGCGGCAAGACGAUUGAUUUAGCCUGCCGCGGGUCGCUGGGCGGUUUCGUAUUUGAUAGGUGCAAUACGGGAGCAGUUCAG
Messenger RNA from Purpureocillium takamizusanense, 1658 nucleotides. RefSeq lists its product as uncharacterized. The transcript has a single exon. Bases 463 to 1317 code for a protein of 284 amino acids. NCBI's taxonomy places the organism in Eukaryota, Fungi, Ascomycota, Sordariomycetes, Hypocreales, Ophiocordycipitaceae. The record is from RefSeq and is a predicted model, not a curated record.